GCCGGCCGCGUCCGCAGCCGCGCCGGCCCCCCGCGCCCCGGCGCGCCCGGGUUCGGCCAUGGAGCUGCCAGCUGUCGGCGAGCACGUCUUCGCCGUGGAGAGCAUCGAGAAGAAGCGGAUCCGCAAGGGCAGAGUGGAGUAUCUGGUCAAAUGGAGAGGCUGGUCUCCCAAAUAUAACACGUGGGAACCGGAGGAGAAUAUCCUGGAUCCCCGGCUGCUGAUUGCCUUCCAGAACAGAGAAAGGCAGGAGCAGCUGAUGGGAUAUCGGAAGAGAGGGCCCAAGCCCAAGCCGCUGGUGGUGCAGGUACCCACCUUUGCCCGACGGUCCAACGUGCUCACGGGGCUCCAAGACUCCUCGGCUGACAACCGUGCCAAGCUAGAGCUGGGCGGGCAGGGCAAGGGGCACCAGUAUGAGCUCAACAGCAAGAAGCACCACCAGUACCAGCCUCACAGCAAGGAGCGGUCGGGCAAGCCCCCGCCGCCCGGCAAGAGCGGCAGCAAGUACUACUACCAGCUGAACAGCAAGAAGCACCACCCCUACCAGCCGGACCCCAAGAUGUACGACCUGCAGUACCAGGGAGGCCACAAGGAGGCGCCCAGCCCCACCUGCCCGGACCUGGGCGCCAAGAGCCACCCGCCGGACAAGUGGGCGCACGGCGCGGCGGCCAAGGGCUACCUGGGGGCCGUGAAGCCCCUGUCCGGAGGGGCGGGAGCCGCGGGCAAGGGCUCGGAGAAGGGCCUCCCCAACGGGCUGCCGCCCGCCCCCAAGGAGGCCGUGGCGGGCAACGGGAUCGGGGGCAAGAUGAAGAUCGUGCGGAACAAGAACAAGAACGGGCGCAUCGUGAUCGUGAUGAGCAAGUACAUGGAGAACGGCAUGCAGGCGGCCAAGAUCAAGUCGGGCGAGGAGGGCGAGGCGCGCGCCCCCGGCCACAAGAAGCGCGCCCCCGACGAGCGGCACCCCCCGGCCGACAGGACCUUCAAAAAGGCGCCGGUCGGGGCGGAGGAGAAGAAGGCGGAGGCCCCCGGCAAGAGGCGGGGCGAGGAGGAGGCCGCGGGCCCGGGGGACCCCCCGCCGCCGCCGCCCCCGCCGCCGCCCGCGGACCCCGCCGCCGCCGCCCGCAAGCUCUCCCCGGCCAAGGAGGCCUUCGGCGGCGAGCAGCCCCUGCCGCUCACCACCAAGCCGGACCUGCUGGGCUGGGACCCGGCGGCGCGGGCCGCGCACCCCGCGGCGCACCACCACCACCAUCACCACCACCACCACCACCACCACCCCCUGGGGCUCAACCUGGCGCACGCGCGCAAGCGCUGCCUGUCGGAGACGCACGGGGAGCGGGAGCCGGGCAAGAAGCGGCUGACGGCGCGCAGCGUGAGCACGCCCACGGGGCUGGGGGGCGCGGGGCCCGAGCCCGCGCCCGGCGCGCCGCCCGAGGUCAUCCUGCUGGACUCGGACCUGGACGAGCCCAUAGACUUGCGCUGCGUCAAGACGCGCGGCGAGCCCGCGCCGCCGCCGCCGCCGCCCAGCGCCCCGCAGGUGAAGCCCGAGGCCCCCGCCGCCGCCGCCGCCCCGGCCCCGCCGGCCCCCGCCGCCGAGAAGCCGCCGGCCGAGGCCCAGGACGAGCCCGCCGAGCCGCUGGGCGAGUUCAGGCCCUUCUUCGGGAACAUCAUCAUCACCGACGUCACCGCGAACUGCCUCACCGUCACGUUCAAGGAGUACGUGACGGUGUAGCCGGGGCCGUCCGGGCCUUCGAGGGGGCCUGCGCGCCCCUGCGGCCUCAGGAAGACCCCCGGGCCCCGCCGCGCCUGCCCUCCCCGCGGGGCGCCUGCCCCCACCGGCUCCUGUCCACACGGUGCCUGCGGCCUCCACCAUGCGCCCCCCACGACAGCCUGCCCCUCCCCGCGGGCUCCCCCGGACCUGGCCGCCCGGCCCCGGCCCAGAGUUAUAGUAUUAUAUUUUAACUGUGCUAACUGUCAAGUGCUGACUACUCCCGUUUGUACGUGGUGUUAUUCUUGAAAUGUAUUGUUUGAGCUCAAAAGGCCCGGACAGCCCCCCCCUUUCCUCCCCCCACCUCUUCGGGCUGAGAUUAUAAAUAUAUAUAUAUUUAUUUGUAGGUAUUUAUAUAUUGAAAUAUAAAAGCCUAGAUUUAUGGAGUUUCCUCUAGAUCAUAUUAUAUUCCAUAUCAGACGAACUAUUUUCUGUUGCUCCUCCCUCCCUUCUUCAUUCAGUAUUUCGGUUGCUUUCAUUCCCUCCCCUCCGGGAACUCAAAUUCCAGGAACCUUGGUAUAUUUUUUGAUACUGUACACAUGGAUGUGUUGUUUCUAUGUGCAAAAAAAAAAAAAGUUUGUUAAAAGGCUAAACGAACUCUCUAGAACAUGCUGCUACUAGAAAUGUCUAAACUAUAAGCUUCCAAUUAUUACCUGCUUGAAUGUAAAUAUUAAACAGAGAUGUUGAAGGUG
Dipodomys spectabilis (banner-tailed kangaroo rat) is the source of this 2454-nucleotide messenger RNA. RefSeq names its product chromobox 4 (gene Cbx4). Gene Ontology annotation, biological process: negative regulation of DNA-templated transcription. The record is from RefSeq and is a predicted model, not a curated record. NCBI's taxonomy places the organism in Eukaryota, Metazoa, Chordata, Mammalia, Rodentia, Heteromyidae. The transcript is spliced from 5 exons. Bases 59 to 1726 code for a protein of 555 amino acids.